UACACCCACCCCCCUCGCGGCUCACAUCUGGCCAAACAGAUGUUGCUUCCGCGCUGUCAUUGUUUCCGCUUCCACCUCAGAGGAGCCUGGUCCAUUCCCUUUUCGUCAACGCGGCGUCCUCGCUGCCUUCGCAUUUUUUGUUUUCUUGUGUCCGCCAUGGGUGACGUCGAAGCUCCCGACUCGCGGCAACCGAGCCGCAGCGUGCUGCAGUCGGUCCUCCCCAGCAGAGAGUUCGCCUCCUCCAGGAAAGGAAUGCUGCUCAUCGCCGAAGUGGCGCUGUCCUUUGUGGACUUUGUGUGCUUCGCCGCGUCCACGGCGGCCGCCUUCGUGACGGUGCCGCUGCUGGAGUUCCUGGCCGCUCUCUUCCUGCUCUUUGCCUACUCGACCAAAUUCAACGAGCGCUUUAAAGGCUUCCUCUGGCCCCUUAUGGAUUUUAUGAGGUGCGUGACGGCCGCCGUCAUCUUUUUCAUCAUUUCCAUCAUUGCGGUCUCCAAAUAUGUGGACGGUUCCUCCAAAGCCGCCGGGGUUUUUGGCUUCAUCACUACCAUUGCCUUUGCUUUGGAUUUUUAUCUCAUUUUUAACGAGCUCGCCAAUUUCCUGAAGCAAGGCGGCGAGAGCGCCGAGGAGCCUUCCAGACAGCAAGAUGAAUUUUCAGACUCUGAUUCGGACUGAGGUUGUUCUCUCCUUCCGCAAAUGACCAACGACAACAUUUCGAAUCGUCGGCCCCCAGGAGACGAGGCCUCAGCCGCAGCAUGACACACCACGCAAGCGUACAUUCUUACCGCAAAGAGAGGAAGUUACUGAGCUUUCUUGCACAAUUGGGAUGUUUCGGGGUGGCUGAGAGACAAACGUGUGAACGUGGUAUUUGGAUGGUCCUGUCUGAAUUCUUCUGUUUUGUACACCCAAGAAUGAGUUGUGAUGUGUUGCAUGAUGAAGUCAUUUUUUGGGGGGGAAUCCUAAUUAACAUAUUGCUAAAGUGUGGCGUAUAAUGCUAAAGGAAGUUUUUUUUCUCCCAAAUUUGUAUUAACGCAAUAAUGGCUUUUAAUUGUUUUUAAAAUGAACUCUUCAUUUGUAAAAGGAACAGUCCAAUGUUUGUCUAAACUGAAUGUGUUACAAAGC
Messenger RNA from Hippocampus zosterae (dwarf seahorse), 1119 nucleotides. Its product is annotated as CKLF-like MARVEL transmembrane domain-containing protein 3. Lineage: Eukaryota; Metazoa; Chordata; Actinopteri; Syngnathiformes; Syngnathidae. The transcript has 5 exons. Gene Ontology annotation, cellular component: membrane. The record is from RefSeq and is a predicted model, not a curated record. The coding region runs from base 40 to 672 and encodes 210 amino acids.